AGAUUUUGCAAAUGGUUAAUGGAGGCCCUAUUGUCCGGGCUAUUAUUGAGGGGAGUCACCAAGUUCCAAAAAGAUUAAAGUUGGUAAAUCUCACUCCUCGCAAGAUUCAGAGCAACAAUAAUAACAAUAAUUCAAGAUCAUGGGUGAAGUCCUACUUCUGUUCCAACUCCACCACCUUUCCUCAGCUUUGGAUUCCAUAUGAAGCAACUUCUCACCCACUGUUCUAUGUGCUUUAUGGAAUGGAAA
Molecule: messenger RNA, 246 nt
Organism: Sphenostylis stenocarpa
Lineage: Eukaryota; Viridiplantae; Streptophyta; Magnoliopsida; Fabales; Fabaceae
Source: the annotation of a GenBank genome assembly